Arabidopsis thaliana (thale cress) is the source of this 1046-nucleotide messenger RNA. Its product is annotated as Ankyrin repeat family protein. The transcript is spliced from 5 exons. Bases 140 to 862 code for a protein of 240 amino acids. NCBI's taxonomy places the organism in Eukaryota, Viridiplantae, Streptophyta, Magnoliopsida, Brassicales, Brassicaceae. The record is from RefSeq and is marked reviewed.
GGGAAAUUAAUCUUUUUCUGCUUAUUUUAGGAGAAAUUGUUUUAAUUUUAAUUUAGGGUCUCUUGUCUUUGAUCUUUUGUACACUUUCUCUGGAUUUUCUGAAUUCGAACUUUGGAAGAAGAAGAAGCUUUGAUCAAUCAUGGAAAUUGCAACCGAUACAGCAAAGCAGAUGAGAGACGAAGAGUUGUUCAAAGCAGCGGAAUGGGGAGAUUCAUCGUUGUUCAUGUCAUUAUCUGAAGAACAGCUCUCUAAAUCUCUCAAUUUCAGAAACGAAGAUGGUCGCUCUCUCCUCCAUGUCGCUGCUUCCUUCGGCCAUUCUCAAAUAGUGAAGUUGUUAUCAAGUUCAGAUGAAGCAAAGACUGUAAUCAAUAGCAAGGAUGAUGAAGGAUGGGCUCCUUUGCAUUCCGCUGCUAGCAUCGGUAAUGCUGAGCUCGUUGAGGUGCUUUUGACCAGAGGUGCUGAUGUCAAUGCCAAAAAUAACGGUGGUCGCACUGCUCUUCACUAUGCUGCUAGCAAAGGCCGGUUGGAGAUUGCUCAGCUUUUAUUAACACACGGUGCAAAGAUUAACAUCACAGACAAGGUUGGUUGCACUCCGCUUCACAGGGCAGCAAGCGUGGGAAAGUUAGAAGUUUGUGAAUUUCUUAUUGAAGAAGGAGCAGAGAUCGAUGCUACGGAUAAAAUGGGUCAAACUGCACUCAUGCAUUCAGUUAUCUGCGAUGACAAACAGGUUGCGUUCCUGCUUAUAAGACAUGGUGCAGAUGUGGAUGUAGAAGACAAGGAAGGCUACACUGUUCUAGGCCGAGCUACCAAUGAAUUCCGACCUGCACUUAUCGAUGCUGCUAAGGCCAUGCUUGAAGGAUAAAAUGACUCUGGAUUACUUUAAAACUUACUAACUCUGAGAGUUGUUUAGUUACUUAAAAGGAUUUUUCUUUACUGUAUCAUGUUUGCAAAAUGUUUCUGCCUUAUCAAUUCAUGUUCUGUCUUUAGAAAUUUUCUCAAAAGCAAUUUUGGAAACAAGUGAGAAAAAAGUUUUUUUUUUUGUUUGG